Trichoderma asperellum CBS 433.97 is the source of this 1852-nucleotide messenger RNA. RefSeq lists its product as uncharacterized. The record is from RefSeq and is a predicted model, not a curated record. Lineage: Eukaryota; Fungi; Ascomycota; Sordariomycetes; Hypocreales; Hypocreaceae.
AUAGUCGCCUAACUUAGACAUCCAAUACUCAAAGACCUAAUGCCUACAUCGUUCUUACCUAAGUAGUGAAAGAUGGUCCCCAAGUACUACGCUCUUGCCAGCAAUCUCCUUGCUUCCUUAAGUCUCGGAGCCUUGCUUGGAUUGGGGGUUUAUGUUACCAAAAACACAUUGGUCAUCGGGGGUAGCCCUACGCCCGGCUUCAGAGUCAUUCACAUCGACCAGAACUCAUGGAAUGUUGGCUGUACUAUCGUUGGGACGGCUGUGGGCAUUCUGGCAAUCCUGGGCUACUCACAACACGACAAUUUCUUAACGCGACAAGGGAUCAUGUCUGACCAGGGUGUUGUCGCGCUCUACCUCAGGCCGCUGACGGUAUCGAGAUCAGUGGCCCAGGUAAUUCGCGGCCAGUUAAUAACGACACGGAUACUCCUCGCCCUACUCACCAUCGUCUCUACCCUCUCCAGUGCCGCGACUGUGGCUAUCUUCGGCGUCCACAACAUAGAUAUAAAAUUGACCAAUCCCGUCCCGUCAUUUCCACUGGCAUCGUAUAACGACACUUUCUUUGAGACGAGCACCGACGGAUACUACCCCACUGUGCCUCUUGAUGAGAUUAACUUACCGGAGCUGGAGGCGUUUCUCUACAGAGCCGCUUAUAUCGGGGCUGCAACUACCAACGAUCCAGGCGGUUUCAAUCAAUUUAGCACAGCCUGGAUAUCGCCAUCAGGUGCAAUCGGAGAUACUUCUUAUUCAAGUCUCAAUACUGGCGGAAUCGGACUCAACAUGACUUCUUAUUUUGACUUCUCCGGCUACCCCAGCCGUUUUCACAUGCCUUCCGCAUACACCUUUAAUGACCUCUCAGGGGUCGUCUAUGGCACUCAUGUCAAUGUUGUCUGUGUCAAUUCCACCGCCAACUACGAUCUUGACUACAGCCGGCUCGAUGACGAUAUAGCGGUUUUCAAGAUCAGUAACCAUCGUAAUGUUAAUUUUCAGAUAGUUCAGGACACCAAGUCUCCCAAUGAUCAACUCCUCAUCGGCGCCGCCGUCUCAGGCACAUCAACCACAGAUCCAAUACUCACGAUAGCAGUGCCGGUAGAACUCGGAGAAACAUUCAUCUGUGACUGUACCUACUCUGGGCGUGAAUACAUGGCUUCUAUUAUCGUGUCAUCCCGUCUGUCACCGCUGGAAGUUGUGGCGGAGGUGAAUCAGGGGCCAUUUAUCGGCCUUGAUGUCAAGUGGCUAUUAGCACGCACCGCCACGAACUUUUUACGAAAACCUGGUGGAGGUAGUCUUAUCAGCGCUUGGACGUCGACAUCCUGGAAUAAUGGUGGUGACAACAAUACAGAUACUGCAGCACUGUUGUCUACCAUUCUGUCGCAGACUGGAGAGGCGCAACUAAGUCUUUUGAGACAGACUGCUGAGAGAUCUAAUACAGAUACCCAGUCUUAUAAGCCUCACUCCAGCUCGGUCACCAUGUCUGUCAGGAUCACAAUGAUUGGAAGUGGUCAGUACGGGUGGCUUAGCCUAUAUGCCCUGCUUCUGGUUGGGGCAUUGCUGGGGCUGAUACGGACAUUGUCCAGAUUCGAGCCCGCUUCUCCGGAUGUUCAGGAUCCAGUAAAGGUCUUAGGACUAAUGCUCAACAACGACACAAUCAAUGACAAAACCAGACUAAAGAUUGAUGAAAAGAUUGAAGUUCUUUGUUCAAGCCAUCUAUAAACGAGGAACUAGGAGGGCAGAUGAGGGUUGGCAGUAGGCAUAUAGGGCCGUUAGGUUAUGUACGCAAACAAUUCAACACUUGGUUUGAUUACCGGAGAUCUAAGAUAGUCCUCUAGCAAGUAUUAAAGGCCUUGACUCCUCG